This is a messenger RNA of Rhodofomes roseus, 1654 nucleotides long. RefSeq lists its product as uncharacterized. The transcript is spliced from 3 exons. Lineage: Eukaryota; Fungi; Basidiomycota; Agaricomycetes; Polyporales; Fomitopsidaceae. The record is from RefSeq and is a predicted model, not a curated record. Bases 90 to 1496 code for a protein of 468 amino acids. Gene Ontology annotation, molecular function: protein kinase binding; cyclin-dependent protein serine/threonine kinase regulator activity. Gene Ontology annotation, biological process: regulation of cyclin-dependent protein serine/threonine kinase activity. Gene Ontology annotation, cellular component: cyclin-dependent protein kinase holoenzyme complex; nucleus.
AGCUGCAACCACCUACGAUCUGCCUCCACUUGCCCUUAGCAUAUCAAAGCAAAUCACCCCUCGCCACUCACCUCUGCUUCACCAACGAUAUGGAGCAUCUCUCUCGCACCUACCCUCUAGAUGAACCCAUCUCGCCCUCGAGCCUGCUUCCUCCUCAUCUCCAUCAUCCGCAUCUCGUCGAAUUGCAACAAAUUCCCGUCAAUUGGGAUAUCAUAGAUUAUUGCAUCGAGUACAUCGUCGCUUUCCUGCUGCCGUUCCGCCCCGAUGUCCCCAGGCACCGUCUCAAGACCUCCUUCUUCGCGCAUGUUGCGUGCAACGUCGUCAGCAGGUCGGAGACGGAGAUUGGCACGCUGCUGGUUGCUCUGUCGUUCAUCAACAGGGCCGGGGAUGCUUUCGCGAAAAAUCGCCACCUCGACCUCGGCAAACCAUGGGACGCGGAAGACUUGUUCAUAGCGGCACUCAUGCUGGCGAAUAAGGCUGUCGACGAUAGUCCUUAUCCUCUCUCCUAUUGGGAGGCAUGGACUACGGUCAUGAACAAGAAGACGCUGUGCACGCUCGAGCGCCACUUCCUGAUGCUCAUCGACUACGACAUCAAAGUCAAGGAAGAAGAGCUACUGCGCCACUACGACGGGGUGAUGCAGUACUGCAUUCGGGAGAGGGGUGGUUGGCACCGACUCAUGGACCUGCUGCGUUCUGACGCUGUCGAGCGAGAUGACCAACCUCCUCCGAGGCAGCACCCUGCCCCCAUCGGAACCGGCCGCCCUCGUGGUGAUGCCCCUCAGCAGCCACGCGCCGGUCCACCGUCAGAGCGCCGUCCUGAGGCGUCGUCGUCGGCACGUCCGUAUCCCGAGUACCGCCAGGCAGAGAGGCCUCCGUCGCAGUAUUCACGGGCUCAGCAUCCGGCUGCUCCGCCUCCUUCUGCGCGACAUCCGCCACCUGAAGCUCGGGCAUACGAGCCACCUGCACUUCCGCAUGAGCGAGACGACGCGUCUGCGCCACGUCGCCCUGCGCCACCUGCGCCCUGGCAGGCCGAGGCUCGCCCGCCGCUACCGUCAUACGAUCAUCGAGUGCGUAGGCGGUCCCGGUCUCCUACUCCACGUCGCCCCCAUCUGCCUGCAGCGCGGUCUCCGUACCGUGAAGCUGAGCGUUACGGACGGUGGGACCCUUAUCCGCGCAGCGAUCGUAGAGUCCGGACUUCACGCGAGCACAUCCUCGACCAUGACGAUGACCCACGCCCCCGGCGGUCAUACGGACAGCCAUCGAGAAUGCCGUACGACGGCGACCGGUAUCACCGCUCGCGUGGACAUUUCGAACCGGCUGCGGCAUGCUUGCCUCCUCUGCGAGAGCUGUGGCGCUUGCAGGACGACGCGCCUGACUACCCUAACCGCUAUCGGAUGCCCUCGCCCGUGAGCUGUCGACGAUACGACGACCCUCGUUGGAUUCGUGAGCCAUCAUUACCGCGUUUCGACGACCGUCACGCGCGGUACCAGAGAUGAACAGCUCGAGCUCCGUGAUCAACUCUGACACUCAACGUGGCGCGAACUCGACCGGCUCAACGACUAGGACACCCCAUUGCUACUCUGCCCUUUUCAGCGGCGGCCACUAGUGAUUUGUGACGAAACGGUCAUCAGCACUGGUUUACAGCGAGAGUCUC